GUUACCCCCGUUUCCCCUCCCCCUUCCCUUUUCCAGUUGACUUCCCGGGUCCCCUAGAAAGACUCCACUGCCCCGGUCCUACCAUGUCCCAGAAACAAGAAGAGGAAAACCCUGCGGAGGAGACGGGCGAGGAGAAACAGGACAUGCAGGAGAAAGAAGGCAUUCUCCCUGAGAGAGCUGAGGAGGCAAAGCUAAAGGCCAAAUAUCCAAGCCUAGGACAAAAGCCCGGAGGCUCCGACUUCCUAAUGAAGAGGCUCCAGAAAGGGCAAAAGUACUUUGACUCAGGAGACUACAACAUGGCCAAAGCCAAGAUGAAGAACAAGCAGCUGCCCAGUGCAGGAGCAGACAGGAGCCUGGUGACCGGUGACCACAUCCCCACCCCUCAGGACCUCCCCCAGAGAAAGUCCUCGCUCGUCACCAGCAAGCUGGCGGGGUAACCUACCCCCAUCUCCUCCCCUUCCUCUCCCACUGGACUUUUCUAUGUUGUAGGCAGGGAAUGGGCACCUACUCAGAGCUCAGCUUGUUAGCCAGGAAAACACGUUGCCCGGGGCUGCUGAGACAUUGUGUAGGUUGAAGAAGGGCUCCGGGUUCUUUUCUUUGGUUGAGACUUGUACAUGCUCACUGUAGCCCAGAGAGGGACCCGAAAUAGAAAAGAUGAGGACUGGAUAAUGCUGCAAACUUUUAUCUUUUGUGAGGAACGCGUGAGAUGUGAUGUCUCCUUUUGAAAGAGAAUGUCCCAGAAUUGGCUAGGCUGAGUCUUGGAAUGGUGUGGCAGGUUUAAUAUCCCAAGGCUAACCUCCCUUGUCAUUGGGAAAGGUA
Molecule: messenger RNA, 819 nt
Organism: Jaculus jaculus (lesser Egyptian jerboa)
Lineage: Eukaryota; Metazoa; Chordata; Mammalia; Rodentia; Dipodidae
Product: alpha-endosulfine-like
Exons: 1
Coding region: 84-437 (117 amino acids)
Cellular component (GO): cytoplasm
Molecular function (GO): protein phosphatase inhibitor activity
Source: RefSeq, a predicted model, not a curated record